CAUCCAUAUUUCAGUUCAACCGUCUCGUUUCUUCAAAAUUUCAUUUACCAUGACGCUGCAACUAGCGAUCGUAGGAUUUCUGGUACUCUCACUUCUUAUUCCGGGUUCCGUAGAAGAAAAACAAAUACGGCGAAAACGACAAGGUUGCGCUGGCUGCGGCGGAGGCUACUACAACCCCUACCAAUCUUACUCACCCUACUCACCCUACUCACCCUACUCACCUUACUCACCUUACUCACCUUAUCAACCUUACCAACCUUAUUCGCCUUAUACUCAGCAGUGUAUCGGACCGUGCGUAAAUGCUCAGUGCCCUGUCGGUUACACCUGUGUUAAUGAACAGUGCUGCUCCAGUGCUUAUGGAAAGUGAAAUAAGUCAGAAACUCGGAGAAGUGCAGAGAAUCGUUGUUACAUACUUGUGUGAUAAAGCUUCCGAAGC
Molecule: messenger RNA, 436 nt
Organism: Cylicocyclus nassatus
Lineage: Eukaryota; Metazoa; Nematoda; Chromadorea; Rhabditida; Strongylidae
Source: the annotation of a GenBank genome assembly